GAAUUUAAACUUUUGCGAUCAGUUUGAAAUUAAAUACCGUAGCAUCAGCUUAAAUUGUUUCGAGAGCAGUAUUUCUUACAUCUUAAUCUUAAGCGCUAGUAACUAACUAACAAAAUGAAAUUUGCAUUCACCUUCGUGUUCAUCGCACUAUUUGCACUUGUGGUAGCAGCCAAUCAAACGGCGAGUCACAAUCUUAUCCUGGGCACACGACUGCCAGGCGAUCGUCAUUUGGUUCGCGAAGUAGUCUUCUCUAAAUCUGGAUUUAUGCGCAAGAAGUCCGGUGACUAUAUGUUCGAUCAGCGGAAUGUACCUUAUCCAGCGAUUAUUACAAGCAUCGAAGUGAAGGAUCAGUAUAUAAAUGGCAAUGGUGGCUUUGCAACGCUUACGAGCGGUGGUCCAGGCUUCAAUUUCGUGAAAUUACAUUUCACUAGUCAAUGGUGGCGUGGCUAUAAUUUCGUCAUUGAUAUUUAUGGAAAGUAACUGUUAAUUAGCAGUAACUCUUUAUUGGUUAAAACUGUGCAAUAUAAAUAUUUGUGAUCUUCUUAACUCGAACUCGUGCAAUAAAGCGUGAUUUUACUAGAAAAUUUUUUAAAAA
Molecule: messenger RNA, 595 nt
Organism: Bactrocera oleae (olive fruit fly)
Lineage: Eukaryota; Metazoa; Arthropoda; Insecta; Diptera; Tephritidae
Product: probable salivary secreted peptide
Source: RefSeq, a predicted model, not a curated record